Messenger RNA from Zasmidium cellare ATCC 36951, 837 nucleotides. RefSeq lists its product as uncharacterized. Gene Ontology annotation, molecular function: protein binding. The transcript has 2 exons. The record is from RefSeq and is a predicted model, not a curated record. NCBI's taxonomy places the organism in Eukaryota, Fungi, Ascomycota, Dothideomycetes, Mycosphaerellales, Mycosphaerellaceae. Bases 1 to 837 code for a protein of 278 amino acids.
AUGGAAACGCCUGUACGACCACCAACCGUGCCCCAUGACUACCUGAAGAACCUCGAGAAGCUGGGCGCAGAUGCUGCGUCAUCGGACUACACGAUCGCCUGCUGUGGCAGCGAGUUCCAAGUCCACAAGCAGGUCGUGAGCUUGCACUCGGAGUACUUUGCGCGAGUCUUCAAGAGCCAGUACAAGGAGAGCAGCACCAACCGCAUUGACCUCGUCGAAGACCCAAAAGCUGCCGUCGAGAGCAUGGUCCAGUACUUCUACAAAUUCGACUACGCCACUGCACACAUCGAGACUGCUGACUCGAUCGACCCGGACGUCGUUCUCAACAACCUCACCUCUUCCGAUGCUACGCCCUGCCCCGACACCCAGCUGAGUUCGGACCUCCAGAGCCACGCCGACAUCUACACCCUCGCCGACAAGUACGACAUCCCCGGCCUCAAGACCCUCGCAAAGACCAAAUUCGAAUCUCUAGCCUGCCUCCUCGCCGCCUCCGCCGCAAGCCCAUCCGCCCAUCUCCUCGCCGACUUCCUGAAAGUUAUUCCCUUCGUCUACACGCACACAGCACCCAACGAAGAAGGUCUCCGCUCCUCCAUCGUCAAAGCCUGGCGUCAGGCGCCGGAGGCCAUCAGCGCCACGCUUGGCGACAAGCGGCUGCGCGAACUGGUGGAGAAGUUCCCAGAGCUUGGCCUGGAUCUUGUCAAGGGUCUUCUCACACAGGCCGACGUCAGGGCGCUGGCACGAGAGGACGAGGAUCGAGACGAGUACGAGGAGGAUCUCCGCGAGCGCCGGGCGGCACGGGAGGCUCGUAGAAAUGCACGGGCAGAGGCGAUUCGUUGA